UAGCUGGACCUAUUGCCUGUGGUUCUGGACGUUCAUUUUCUUUUCGCCUUCACCAUUAAGGACAUGAGUCCGUGCAGUCUUGUAACGUACGCUCUCAAAAUCAGUUCCGCCACCUGUGCGCUUUUAUUUGGUGACAGCGCGUGAUCGACAUUACCAUUCGCGUCUCCUCUCGGAACUCUGACGGGAUGUCAGCCGCGGUUCGUAGAAACUCGUCCAAAACCGGGAACGGCGUGGAGUCCGAUCCGGAUGGAAUUCGGACGAUACGCAGAGAGCUGUCGACUGAGUGCACACACAAUGAAUGGGAUAAUAUCAUGGAGUCUUCAUCUAGAGAUUUUAAGACCUCAAGAGGAAGCAUCAAAGGUACUUCAGGAGCUUCUGAUGAUAAUAUACCAACAGUUUUGGCUAUGCAGCUGGCUAUGGUGGAGGGGCCAGAUCGACUUCCUGCCGAUGAGGGCACACAGGAAGUGCUUUGCAGGAAACUUUGUGUGCUCGAAGCUGACCUCUCAGGGGUCGUGACCUUGAUCUCUGAGUUGUCUGCUCAUUUUGUAUCCAUCAAUAGUGAGGAAAGGACUAUAUUUAUCACCUUUAAAACGCUUGAAGAAAUAUGGAAGUUCAGCACAUACCACAAAAUGGGCUUCUUGGGUCAGUGCAUGGAAAACCUUCUCAUGAACCAGGAGUUCUGGUUAAUCUCCCUUGAUCAGCAUUCAGGAAUUGAGAUCUCAAUUAAAGAAGAGACACUAAAUCUGAUGUAUAAAGGCUUUCUAAUGCAAGAAGGGUCUUUCUUUGGAUGCUGCACAGCUAAUCAGAUGUUUGAUAGCUCUACGUCAGGGAGCGACCUUUAUCUGGAGAAGGGGGAUAUCGCUUUGUUUGAGCCUCCAUUCCUAGGAUCAGGGUGGACAGUGCUGUCACUUGCAGAUGGGGCUAGAGGAACCAAACCAAAACCAGCUCUGGAACCGGUCAUUCCCUUUCAUGAGUGGUUUCUAAAGUCCUGCCCAGAGAGUAUAUUAGUGGGUGGUGGAAAGGACACAAGUGACCUUCCCUUCCAGAUUGCAGUAGGGGUCUGUGAGACCACAGAAGAGUAUGAUGCCGACGGGCCAGAUGAACUGAGUUUCCAGGCUGGUGAACGAAUCAUCAUCCUGGGCCUGCUGGUGGCCUGUUUUGAUUGGUUUAUGGGAAAAUUGGAGAGAACUGGGGAUAUCGGACUCGUCAAAACCAAGCUGGUCAAAACAACCAGUUCAUUUAGUGAAUCAUCUGACAUAUUCUUGAAAGACGAGGACAGACAAAUUGCUACCUUGGAUCAGGACAAAAUUAAAGAGGACACUAUUGCUUUAUUGAAGAAAAUAUGCCAGUCUGAUGUUGGCACAAACUACAAACUCGAUCUAGCAAAAGAAAUUCCAGGAUCAGUUCAAAACAAGACUCAUCAGACAGAAUUAAACAACCUAAAACAGAAAGUCAAACACAUUUUGAGUGAGGUAGAUGAGUCUCAAAGAACUGAGGUUUCAUCAGUCAGCAGCAAGCAACAGAUGAAGAAAGAAGCGGAUGAUACAGAGUGGUCCCGGGAAAUCCCACGGUUUUCUGUCUGCUUAGAGCAGGACAACAGCAGUCCAGAUGUACAUCAUGCAAUGCUUUCAUUCUUGAGCAGCCGUGACCACCAGCCGGAGUUCCUGCUUUUGUACAGGGCUUACCCAGAAUUCCUCAUCUCACAUUUCGAGGGUCACUCUGAUGAAGAGGAGAUAGUGGCGUAUUUAGGCGUAGCCCGAGAACUGGCACGAAAGAAGCAUGUCUCUUGGGCGCAGAGUCGAAUUUGUUUUCUUCUUGGACAGCUUUGUGCAGGGAGGUCAAAGUUCUCUCAAGCUCGGGUUUAUUAUGAGGAAGCCUUGAAUGUACCCAGGGACUGUUUCACAGACAUGUUUCUGCUCUCUGCCAUUUACUCCAACCUGGCACUCAUCUACCUAACACAGAAGAACCAUGAAAAAUGUGUCCGUUUUUCAGAGCGCUUGUCUGCCUUGUUGAUGGCUGUGCCUGAUUGUUUCUUUGGCUGUGAGGAUCCUGAGGUAUUCAAAUAUGUGCUAAAAAAAGCUGUCCUGGCUAAGAAUCAGCCUGCUGAGGCACGGGCCUGCUUCCUCCUGGCAAAGCUCCACCUGAAGCUUAAAGACGGCAUGAGUGCAAUCCCAUUCAUUGAAAGGCUUUUGAUCCUUGCUGAUGAAGUUCCUGACGCAUGUGAUGAGACAUUGAGCCAAGUUUUCCUGGUGUUAGCAAGACUCUACAGUGACCAGAGACUGCUACGCUUGGCUGAAAGCUGUGCAAAGCGAGCAUCACUUCAGGUAGGAGCCACCGUGUCACACUGUCUUUGCAGUAUCUCGCUAUUGUUGGAAAAUGCAUCAGAGCUGUAUGGAGUGGCCGUCCCAACACAAGUGGCUCCAUACCUGACCCGUGCCGCUGCUUUAGUGUCCCCCAGCAUGGAGCCUGUGCUGGGUCAUAUCCACGCUCUAUGCUUGUCCUGGCUCUUCCAUAUCCACGGCAUGCCUGACAGAGCUGUUCGCUACAUGUCCACUGUCCUCGACCACAGCGGUGUGUCCAGCGUCGGCCAGUCAGACACUACUGCUGCUCUCCUAUGGUUGGCGUGGCUGUACAUCUGCAACCAGCAACCCGGCACAGCUCUGGAAGUGCUAGACGCUGUGCUGUCAUCGCUUCCUGAGCACUGUACUACUCAGCUGGAAGGAGUGGUUUACAACAUGCGGGCCAUUUCAUACAGACAUUCAGUGGACAUCCGACAGGCCACUGAGAGUUACCGGGCUGCAAUUGAGAUAUGCGAGGAGUUUGAGGAUAGACGUAACUGGGCCAUAUCACUGGCCAACUUUGGAUUCAUGUGUUUGCAAAUCAAGGCAAAAAGAUUGGCAGAGGAAUACCUCACUCAGUCAGUGGAGCUGUUCUCUGAGCUUGAGGACGAAGAGCAUGAACUCAGUUUUAUUUUAGUGCUUCUUGACUUGGGAAAACACUUUGUUUCCCAAGGAAACCAUGAGAGUGGGAAGUUAUACUACGAAUGGGCCCUGCUGAGUGCCAUGUUUAUCAGUCACAUAGAUAGUCAGCUGCAAGCCACACGUCACCUGUGUCAGCUUUACGAAGAGGUGUGUCCGGAUGAAGCCCAGUGUAUCAUCUACAACGAGCACCAGCUGAACCUUCUUCAGCGGAUUGGAGACAAGAGCUUAGAGGGAGAGAUACUGGAGAAGAUCAGCCAGCUGUACCUGAACCUGGCUACCAAGAAAGCCAAUAGAGCUGCUUUAGAUUACACUAAACGAAGCCUGGGCAUCUUCAUUGACUUGGGCAGAAAACGCAAGGAGGCUCAUGCCUGGUUAAAGGCUGGAAAGAUUUACCACAUCCUCCAACAGACCGAGCUAGUGGACCUCUACGUGCAGGUAGCCCAGGACAUGGCUUUGAGCACAGGAGACACACUCUUCACCCUGGAGAUGUUGGAGGCAGCUGGAGAUGUGUUCUUCAACAGUUCACAGGACAGGGAGAAAGCCAUCUGCUUUUACAGGGACCGAGCCCUUCCCAUCGCGGUGAAGACGAGCAGUGUGCGCUCUCAGCUUAGGCUGUGUAAUAAGCUUUCAGAGCUCCUGCUGCAGCUGGGACAGUGUUCAGAGGCCAUUGAGUAUGCUCGAACUGCAUUAGACAUUAGCUUGAGUCUGGCUGAUGAUUUAAAUGAGCGGGUGGCAUUCCAUCGCCUCGCCACAUUGUACCAUUGUCUGGGUCAGUUUGAAAUGGCAGAGCACCACUUUCUGAAAGCCCUGUCCCUGUGCCCCUCACCCCUGCAGUAUGAUGAGGAAGCCCUGUACUAUGUCCGGGUUUACAAAACACUUGGAGACAUCGUCUUCUAUGAUGUAAAGGACCCAUUUGAUGCUGCUGGCUAUUAUCACCUGGCCUUGGCUGCUGCUAUGGAUCUGGGGAACAAGAGGUCCCAGCUAGAGCUGUGCACUCAGUUGGCCACCAUCUAUCACAACUGUCUCAUGGACCGUGAACUCUCGCUGUUUUUCUACCAGCGAGCCAGAGCUUUCGCUAAUGAUCUCCAUAUUCGUCGUAUCAACCUGGCACCAGACUACAGCUUCAGGACCACAGCCCAGUACAAAAACACAAUAACUGGGGCAACAAGAUAGAGCUGGACUCUAAUGGGAUAUGAAACUUCCAUGCUUGCUUUUGAUUUUACUUGUGUGUGAAUUUCCCAUGUUUACUUUUAUUUGCUGGAUGUGAUGUAUAUUAGUUGAUUUACGGAAUGUCUGACUCAUGAGACAUGUUGAUUGGUCCAGCGAGUGUUUACUGGAGUGUAAGCAAUACAACUUUCAGGCAUUGUCCGUUUGGCUCAAUAUCCCAUGUUGGAAGUAACCAAAAAACAGAUACUAUUUUUCUUUCUUUCUUAUGGAAAAUAAUUGUCUAAAAUGUUAGAAUUAGUUGUUUCUGGUUUUCCAUUCUGUAAAAUCGUAUUACCUUCGUUUGACACAUGCAAGUGAUGUCAGUGAACACAUUUUUACCUCAACAAGGGCUGUUCUGUUUGUACUAAGUGCAGAGAAUGACAGGAGUUAUAGUUUUAAAUAAACAUGUUCAUGCCUAGUGAAAUACAUGACUUGGUCCAAAACCCUUCAAGUUCAGUGAAAACAAAUCCACUGGCACUGUACGGUCGGCAUUCAGAUGUAUGUGCUAAAAAGAGACCGUGUCCCCCUGGUCACCAAUAAAAAGUGGAUUUAAUAUUUAAUUGCUUACAAUAUAAUGUAUCAAGGUAAUUUAUACCAAUGCAAACCUUGAGUACUAGUGAGCCCUUGUCAAGAUCCCACAAUCACAGUUCUACUCUUUUGGUUUUCAUCCUAACUAUAGAUCUGUUGGUACUAUCCAAGCAGUUCAUUAUAACUCAGUCCAGAAAAAAUAGGGGACAAUCAGCAGACAUAGUGCACUGGAGUAAGCUGAUAUGAUGAUGUGUGAAUGUUUGUGAAGGAAUAGUUACUUGUGUCAGAUCUUUACGGUUCCUUUGUGAAA
Messenger RNA from Sinocyclocheilus grahami, 5025 nucleotides. Its product is annotated as SH3 domain and tetratricopeptide repeat-containing protein 1. Lineage: Eukaryota; Metazoa; Chordata; Actinopteri; Cypriniformes; Cyprinidae. Gene Ontology annotation, molecular function: protein binding. The transcript is spliced from 18 exons. The record is from RefSeq and is a predicted model, not a curated record. Bases 186 to 4154 code for a protein of 1322 amino acids.